UAUAUCUAAAAAAUCAUAUUCUAAGUCCAAUGUGAGACAAAUUUAUUAUUUAUAAAUGUAGUGUGUUUAGUAAAUUUGAUGAGUGGUAAAUGCGAUAUUUAUUGCAAAUCUUUCGUAAUAUGAACGUGUGAUGACAUUACAAUAAACUACAAAAAUGUAUUGUGCAUUGCGGAAAUGCUUUUGUAGAAAAAAUGCAGUAAGAGCUUUAAGUACGGGUGAAGUAUCUACUGCACUACGACCUUUUUAUUUUACCGUGCAUCCCGAUCUAUUUGGACAAUAUCCCACACAAAGAACAGUAAAUGAAAAUUCUUUAAAACAGUUAAGUUCUAUUAUAGAAAAUUUACAACAACAAAGACCAGUAAGACCUACAACUUUACCAUUCUACUUACGUUCCAAAAAUGAAAAAGAACUUAAAGCUGGAAAAUUUACCUUAGUUCAGAUACAAUUAAAAGAAAAAGAUCUAAGACAAACUAUACUCUCUAUUUUGAAGACAUGUGAUUUGCCAACAACAUUUGUAGAUCAAAUUGAAGAACAAAAACCACCAAAAAGUACACAAUACAAAUCAAAAUUUUGGCAAAGAAAAGGUGUUGGAGAGGAUAUAGAUUUUUCAGAACUAGAAGAUGAUCCCAUUUAUGCAUCUAUUUUAAUGAAAAAGAAAAUUAAUGCAGAACCUGAUACUUUUAAAGCAUAUUUAGAUAAACAUAUUAACGAAGUACAUGUGAAGUUAGAAGCAUGUAGACCAAUAAGGGAGGAAGUACAAAAGUUAGAAAAAAUAUUAUGCUCUGAAUUAGGUUUAAAAAACAUUAUAUGGGACUGUGGAUGGAACAUAGCUCAUUACAGAGGGUGUUUAUUAGCUUUUAAAGCAUUAGCUGAACAUCAUCCUGAACCGAUGGAGGUACUCAAAAAUAGGACACUUGUAUUUGCUAAUGAUACAGGCAUUAGCUUAGAAGGAAAUGUCAUGUUAAAUUCAGGUGAAAUUAGGCACAAUUGGCUUGAUUUAAUUAAAAAUAUUCAGAAGUAUGAUGUGGUAUUAUUAAGAUUACCAGCUUUUGAAAAGGCAGUUUCACAAGUGCUUCUUGACAUUAAAGUUGGUCGACGGAAAUUCAUGCCGAAAGUAAUGGUUAGCCAGUAUGAACGUCAGCUUCGUCAACUUACCACAACCCUCUCGGAUUAUCGAGGACGACGGAAUUAUCCGAAAGUGUGGCCAGCUAAUUUAUCUGCUUAUGAAAUUGUAAUUGAAGCUGAAGCAGGUCCCCUUAUGCUCUCUCCUACUGGGCAAUUUAUAGUUCCAUCUUCGUGUCCAAGUUUCCUUUUAGUAAACUUUAUUACUGAUAAUUUAGAAGAAGCUACUAAAAGAUUACAUCAUUACAAUAACAUAAAACAUGUAGAACAUGAACUUCAUGAUAAAACUGUCCAAGAAUUGGGAUUGACUGUUUUAAAUAAGGAUGACAGUAUUACCCCUGAUUUAAUGAUACAAUGUUGCGAACGUUUAUUAUUGCAUAAAAAGAUUUUAGCUCCUUUAUUGAAAGGUGUUAUGCUUUGGAUAACACAUUAUUAUUCUGUUAUGAGUGAUGGUGUAUUAUGUAUUCCAUGGGAUUGGAAAUUUUAG
Messenger RNA from Eufriesea mexicana, 1609 nucleotides. Its product is annotated as T-cell activation inhibitor, mitochondrial. The record is from RefSeq and is a predicted model, not a curated record. The transcript is spliced from 8 exons. Gene Ontology annotation, cellular component: mitochondrion. Bases 155 to 1609 code for a protein of 484 amino acids. Lineage: Eukaryota; Metazoa; Arthropoda; Insecta; Hymenoptera; Apidae.